GAGGGGAGCAGCUCAACUAAAAAGCGGUGGCAGAUUGGAGUCCUGCUCUGGACCUCUGUGGCUGCACCAAAUGCCGGGACCCAGGUCCUCUGGGCUGAAGGAGACAAGACUGGACCAGGACCAGACCCCUGUAAAAAUGCCCGCCGCCUGAGCUUCAGACCAUGUACUCAUACAGUUGCCUGGCGCCCGGGGAGGGCGUCUGGCCUCCGCUGCAGGCCCUCACCUACACCUACCUGCCCGCCCCUCUGCUGCUGCCCCCCAUCCAGGCUCACAACUUCUGCAGCCGGCCCCCGUGCCUAAGCGCAGGCGAGUGGGCGGCUCAGCGGGAAUAUCACAGCUUCCACGGCCCAAGCGCGCUCCUAGCGCUCGCGCCGCCCUUGUGGGCCUUCCCGCAGGCCCACGCCACGGCCCUGAGCCAACCAUUUCCCGCUCCCGGCUACCUGGGGCCGUCGCUGCAGUCGCCCGCGGCGGGGACGGCGGCGGCCCAGAGCUGGGAAUCCUGGUCAGAGGGCUGCAGCCUGCAGGCGGAGCUGCGCUGGGGCCGCGUGGAGCGCGCGCGAGGCCCGCGCCUGGAGCUGCCAGACUUCGUGCUGCGGGAGCUGCGGCGCGUCUACGGCACGUACCCGCGCACCGACGUGCGCGUCACCUACAGCGGCGGCGAGUUCCUGCUUCAGGCAGAGCCGCGCGUCCUCGAGCCCGAAUACCGCGUGAAAAGGCGUGUGCUCCGCCCUCCCGCCAGCAGCUGCAGUGGCCACAGCAGCCCCACCCGGGAAGCGCGCGGUCGCCGGAAGAAGAGGACAGGCCUGAGCUGAGGGCGCCGCGGAGCCCAGCGGCCGGCCCGGCUCCUCGAACUACCCAAGCUGAGAGCCCACUUAUCCCCAGCUUGCAAAGGUAAAUAAAUGAGUAAAGUUAAGUGUAUGCUGCGAGAUCACUUUUAUGUUUGUGAGUGCGGGUGUCAUCGUCUGUGUAAUGUGAGCCGUACUUCGCUGCCUGGGGUACAAGUUGGGGGGCGGGGGUGGCUAGUGUGGAGCUCCCCUCUUCACCAGCUCCUCCAGUGUGCAAGAGCACACCCUCCGACUCCUGCGGCCCACGACCCCCAGAGAGAUACUGAUAGCAUAAGCUCCUAUGCUGAAGCAUGGGUGGUAGUUAUGGCUGAGGAAGGGAUGCCUAAGACAUAAAUUUAGGGCUGGCUCUGACAAUUUUUAGUCAAGUAAGGAGGUUUUCUGAGCCUCAGUUUAUCUGUAAGGGAAGCAUAAAACCAAUCCAGCCUAUACCUAGAAAAUUUACAAGCAUUGAAAUUUAAGAGGAAUGUCACUUCUUGUCUCCUGAUUCUUGCUAAAAGUCUUUAAUAGACUGAAUUUGCAAUAUUCUAGGCGUUUGCUAGAAGGUUAGGCCACACAUCCAGUGUUUACUACUAUGGGUCUAGCCAGCUCACCAGACGUGAUGCCCAGGCUGUCUUAAGUUUGGCUCCUUGCGGAAUUGCUUUCAUUGAACUUCCAUUUGUAGCUGGCCAACAGCUACCUUAGUAUACAGGUGUGUUAUUGAAGCUGUAUACCACUUGAUUGAACACUGCUGUAUUUAUGAGUAUUUGGAGAAAUUCUCUCAAACCUUAACACUUGGAAAAUAUGUUUCUCCUGUUGUGUGGUUUGCUUUUAUCUUUGAAGCA
Molecule: messenger RNA, 1666 nt
Organism: Manis javanica (Malayan pangolin)
Lineage: Eukaryota; Metazoa; Chordata; Mammalia; Pholidota; Manidae
Source: RefSeq, a predicted model, not a curated record